CGCACCAAAUCAGUCAUAAUUAACCACCAUCACAACGAUCAACACCACUACCCAAAAUGGAUUUUGGUUAUACAGAUAAUUUCCUACAAAGUUCUAAGAAUUGAGUGAAAUUUCAACACGGAAUUUGAAAAAUAGGGAAUUUUGACCAUAAAAAUUGUAACUUUGUCACAUUAAGCUAUCCAAUUUAAAAUCAGUAAAGGUAAUUCACCAAUUAAAGAGUGAAAUAAGAACCCUAGAUAAGAAAUCUACAUAUUAGUAAGAAAGAAAACCCCAUAAUUGAAUCUGGAUACCGGGAAACCCCAUAAUUGAAUCUGAGAUAGGGUGAAUACCGGAGAAGGAGAAGAUUGUUGCAUGAGUUAUAGGAGAUUAGAAGUAGAUCGAACAACUACUUCCGACGAUUAUCAUAUUAUCAUAUGAUAUCCUUUUUUUCUUUUUCCAUUUCAACCAAUUUGAAACCCUAUGUUCUACACAGCAACAAAAAUGAAGGGAACAUGAAGGAGGUACUGCUGGUGAUGGUGGCGGGGGAAGAAACAAAGGAGACGGUUGGUGAAUGAUCAGAGAAAUGGUCAUGAUUUUGAUUUUGGUGGUGACGGUGAUGGUGCGCGAGGAGGAGGAGAAGUUUCUGGUGUUGGCGGUGCGAGAGAAAGAGACAAUAAGUUUCUUACACAGAGAAGAAUAAAGAAGAAUAGGAUAGGUUGGGUAUUCUUGAAAAAUGAAAUGGAUGUAAUUUACACAUUUGAAAAUAUUUGGGAUUUUUAUUUCAUUUUUUCUGGAUAUAGUUUUCAUUUAGUUCAAAUAAUAUGGCUGGUGUACGUGUAACUCAAAGAGUAUUACCUUGAUUUUCUAGAGCUUAAUAUGUUAAUUUGUGGUAUCAAAUAUCAAUAGGCGCCUGCCGUUGCUGUGAACUUAAACUGGGUGAGGUUGGUGGAGCUCCAAAAGUAGACUCUAAUGGCCGUAUCUCUCUCUUCUUACUCCACUUUUCUGUCUCCUGUUCUCCGAACCAAAUUCGUUUAUAGAAAAUCUCAAGAAUUAAAGCUACGAUUCAGCUGUCGUCCUGUAGUAUUGAAUGCUAGUUAUAGUAGUACCAGUAGUUUUAGUUGGGAUGAUGUUUAUGGAGUAAUUUCUAAACCAGAUGAUUCAACCUCACAUUCAUCAAAACUCGAUGGGUUUCUCCAAAGAAUCAAAACUUGUAACCGUGGAUUUGAAAUGAAAUCUGAAUUCCUUCCGUUCAUUAUCGAGGAACAAAUUGCUGGAUAUGUUCAUAAUCAGUUCGCUAGCCAUCUAAGGAAAUUCCAGGAUGUUUUUGCAUUUCCUGAGGAUAAUUUGUUUGGUAAUGGUGGUGGUGGUGGCUAUGUGAUAUUGAACCCAUCACUUAAAUUACCAGAGGACAGGACAAAGGCAGUUGGGGAUGUUAUUAAGUGCUUGGGUGAAGGAGUAAUACCAGGUAUACGGAAUGAGCUUUACCCUGUGACAACAUCAUAUGGGGUGCCAGCAUAUUUUUCUCUGGAACGUGCAGCUGCUCCAUUCUUCGGAAUUAAGGCUUAUGGCAUCCACUUGAUUGGCUAUGUCGAUAGGGAUGGUGAGAAAUCUUUGUGGAUAGGAAAGAGAAGCGACAUGAAGCCUACUUUCCCUGGAAUGCUUGAUCAUUUAGCUGCUGGAGGACUGCCCCAUGGCAUCACAUGUAAAGAGAAUGUAAUGAAAGAAUGCCAAGAGGAAGCAGGAAUACCACGAUCCAUCUCGAACGGUGCUGUCCCAGUUGGAGCUGUUUCAUAUGUGGACAUCAAUGGGUAUAGCUAUAAGAGAGAUGUUCUCUUUUGUUAUGAUUUGAAGCUUCCUGCUGAUUUUGUUCCUACAAAUGAAGAUGGAGAGGUUGAGAGUUUUAGGUUGAUUCCGGUGAAAGACGUCGCAAAUAUCAUACGAAGGACCGAGUUUUUCAAGGCAAACUGUUGUCUCGUCAUCAUUGAUUUCUUAUUUAGACACGGGUAUAUCAGUCCGGAAGAUCCAGGUUACCUGAACCUGUUACAAAGCUUGAGAAGUGGAGAUUGUUCCUGAAAUGUAAAUGUACUCCUGGUUCAUUCAUUUUCCUUCUGUCUGAUGUUUUCCAAUGUGUUGGUCUUGGCCUGUCUCUGUAGUACUAUUGGACCACAUUUUAAUUCCCUGUUAUUAAAUGGGUGGGAAAAAUAAAAUAAAAAUGUUUGAAUUUUCA
Papaver somniferum (opium poppy) is the source of this 2206-nucleotide messenger RNA. RefSeq names its product nudix hydrolase 20, chloroplastic-like. Gene Ontology annotation, molecular function: 8-oxo-dGDP phosphatase activity. Bases 949 to 2052 code for a protein of 367 amino acids. NCBI's taxonomy places the organism in Eukaryota, Viridiplantae, Streptophyta, Magnoliopsida, Ranunculales, Papaveraceae. The transcript is spliced from 9 exons. The record is from RefSeq and is a predicted model, not a curated record.